UUCUGGGACGUGUGCAUAGUGCGCAGAUUCGGCUUGCGGAUUUGUAUCUUCCUUGUUCGUUCACGAUAAUGGAGGUCAGGACGUGAUGUAGAUCUUCUCCUUGGGCUCGACAUGCUGAAGGCUCACCAAGCAUGCAUCGACCUCGAAAAAUCAGUGCUGCGUAUCCAAGGGCGGGAAGUGAGCUUCCUCUCUGAACACGAACUCCCCGAAAAAGCACGGAUGAUCGACUCGGGAGUGGAAGAUCCAAGUGCGUCUACAUCAGGUUCUUCAAGCAACGCCCCACAACCCGCACGAACGAGUGCUGGUGGGAGCACUGGCAACCGGGGCUCGUCGUUCCCAGGUGGAGGAAGCACGUUGGGCUCGGCGCCUGCGCCACGUGCACCGACGCGUCUUGCCGCUGCACAGUCACGACACCCAGAAUCUGCAAUUGAGCUGAUUAUGGGACUUGGAGUAUCGCGGGAAGUGGCAAUCAGUAUGUUGGAUGCGGCGGGUGGGAAUGUGGAUGCUGCUGCGAGUUUGUUGUUCUGAAUCCUAGGGUGGGUGGGGAUUCUUGCACAAUGAUGAGGAGACGUGAAUAAUCUUGGAUCUUGGAUCUUUGGGAUUGCAAAAAGUGUACGAUGUGAUGAAUUAUGA
Molecule: messenger RNA, 633 nt
Organism: Suillus clintonianus
Lineage: Eukaryota; Fungi; Basidiomycota; Agaricomycetes; Boletales; Suillaceae
Exons: 2
Coding region: 112-528 (138 amino acids)
Molecular function (GO): protein binding
Source: RefSeq, a predicted model, not a curated record